Dermacentor albipictus is the source of this 6450-nucleotide messenger RNA. Lineage: Eukaryota; Metazoa; Arthropoda; Arachnida; Ixodida; Ixodidae. The record is from RefSeq and is a predicted model, not a curated record.
UUUGUCUCCCACAGGUGCAGCAGCAUCUGGGAAUGCUGGCGAUGGAGCUUCUUUCCUUCCGUAUAUUCCGGUGAAUCCGCCGAAGGAGGCAAAUGAGUCCAGGCCAGACAGACAUCUUAUCUUCCGAGAUGUUGGAGAAAGCAGCUCUCGGGUGCGCCCUAUUGGCAUGCGAAUCGAGCCGCUCCUCUGCAACCUCUGCCCGUACACGACACACUAUACAAACCACUUCAAGGACCACAUGCGGACUCACAGUGGAGAGAGGCCCUUCAAGUGCACAAAGUGUACGGCGACGUUUACGACGAGAACAAGCUGUCGGCGCCACCUGCGAACUGUACAUCGAUAAGGUUGGCAGCUUGGCGAGUGUUGCAGCACGACAAAGAACUCGAGGCAAGGGGCGAUCAUUUCUCCAGUGGUGGACGGUGAGGGAGAACACCGAAGAGACAGCUGAGACUGAGCCAAACAAGCCACGCAAGUUUCGCCAGCUCGUCGGGAGCACCACUAAAGAUGCAGUAGCACCGACCAAUUGUGGUGAAGGCACUUCAUUUCCCCAGUCAUGGCCGGCGGAUCCUUCCGAGGAGGCGGGCGAGUUCAGGCCAAGCAGGCAUUCUUUCUUCCAAAGUAUCGGCGAGGGCGACGUUCGAGUAUGGAAGAACGGGAUGCGGAAAGAGCCACUUCUUUGCAACCUGUGUCCAUACGUGACACACUAUUCAACCCACUUCAAGGACCACAUGCGGGUUCACAGUGGAGAGAAGCCCUUCAAGUGCACAAAGUGCCCAGCCUCGUUCACACAGAGGGCGCACUGUCAGCGGCACUUGCUCACCCACGAGCCCAAGAAGCCUCACCAACGUGCUGCACUUGCGCGUGCCUCUGUUCGGAAAGCGAGGGGCUUGGAAUGCUGCGAUCAUUCAAGAAAGCGUGUGCUUGGAGCUGCAGCAGGACGAAGCGCUCGAGGCAAGGGCAGAUCAUUUCUGCAGCUAUGGUCGGUGAGGGAAAAUGCUGAAGAAGCAGCUGAGACUGAAGGUAUCAGGCCACGCAAGUUUCGCCCGAUCUUUGGGAGUUCCAUUACAGAUGCCACUGCCCGGGCAAAGAAAAGUGGAACGAGGAAAGAUCCGUUCCUUUGCAAUCUUUGCCCGUACACCACGCACUAUGCGACUCAUAUGAAAGACCACAUGCGAAUGCACAAGGGGGAGAAGCCCUUCAAGUGCACGAAGUGCCCUGCUGCGUUCACACAGGCGGCAAAUUGUCGGCGCCACGUACGCACCCAUGAUUGUGAGAAAACCCCGCUGACAUGAUUUCAUAUUCGUGGGCACUUGCCUUAAGCAGCAGUCAUACUCUCUGGAGAUGUGCACGAAGAAAUAUGUUAACAGAUGUAAACACAACGUAAAGGAUAUUACUGCUCCAGAGCGAGUUAUACAAGACAGCCAAGGUACACAAACAGCAAACAUGGUAAUUGCUUUUUUUAAUCUGGCUAGAUAGGAACGGGCUCAGUUUAGGAGAAAUUUGAGUCCGGAAAACUCAUUCGUGAGCUUUGGUACAUAGCUGUUAUCAGUGCUUUAGUGUGAAUAGGCAAAUACUAUUGUGGAGCCAUGUGGACUUAACAUAGAAUGACAAAGGCAUACUUAAAUAAACACAGGCUCUGUCAUCUAUUGAUCCAAAGUGGGCUGCCAAGUGGAGCCACUGGAAUGAGGACAACAAAAUGUGCAUGUGUGUGCUCCACAUGUCAAGCAUUAUUAAAAUAUAUUUGUAUGACAAGGUAUUACUUAUAAUCAAAUUCGUGACAAUAUGUGUGCUUUUUCCUUUCUCUGCAUGAUAGAGCAUUCGUAUUCGAAAAGCAGCGUAUCGGUUAACCCGGAAGUUGUUUUGAAAUAAAACAGCUUAAAGAGCAUGUAUAGUAAUCUUGUAUUCCAAUUUUGCAUUGCUUACUGCUAGCUUGUUGCACUACUUGAUUAUAACUGCAUAAAAAAAAAUCGCAGUUUCGCCUGGAAAUCACAGCACUUACGAUAAAUUUGUAAUAACAAAGUUUUCAGCAACAUGAAGCAAGGCUCGUAGUUUCGUUGGUCAUAAAUUGCAGUGAGCAUUCCCUUUCUGACUACAAUACCAAGCAUGGUGUCGCGCAUGCACGGGCAAACACGAGCAGAUGUCACUCAACGACCACAAGCAUUUGCUAUGACAACAUUGCCACAAUGAAGAGUGGCACCAAUGGCGAGUAAAUUACCCUUAGGGCUGCCUCCUGGUUUAACGCGAAGUAGGUAUGGGAGAACACAGGGCACACGAAGCCAUGGGCGAAUGUAGCCUUUGUACCCAUACCUCCAAGAUAGGCUCACACGGUUGUGCACAGCUGUGCCAUUCGCAGCCACCCGCCCGCUGGAGGGAACACACCAACUUCUUCCUCCUCCUCUUCUAUUGCAUGCUCACUGCUUCCCCACUUGUGCACACAAAGAGACUGCUCGCAUCCGCCCCACCCCUCCUUCCUGUGUGAGCGAGGCACUGCCACACCAGGUUGCCAUCCCCGGCUCUGCGUUGCACCUACAGCACACUGUGCACGGCCGCGAUCUUAUCACACUUGGACUUUAUACAGAACAUUAUGGUGAAGAUGGCGGCAAUUCAUGUGUAGUGUCCAUAUAAUUGCUAUUGCAAAAAAAUGUUGACUUGCAAUACACAUACCCAGUCAUUUUAUUGCGAUAGCAAUGAUGCCAAUUACGUCUUUUCAUGCCAUGCGUAACGACAAGACAACAAAGGGUGGUGGCGCUGCCUUGUUAAUCAAGAACUAAAUUAAGUACAAACCACUUCCCAUCAUUGAGGAUCACGAGAGCAUAUGGUGCAAAUUAUUCAUGGGUAGAUUUGUUUUAAUAAUUUGUGUUAUUUAUCGUGCCCUUGACAGCUCCUCGGAGUUUCUUCAGAAGCUUGAUUACAUUGUAAGCAUAACUAACAAACGUAGUAGGUUAAUACUAGUGGGCGAUUUUAACCUGCUGGUGUUGACUGGAAUGCACGCAUAUCAAGCACUCUCGAUAGGCUACACACGGACUGUAUGUUGGAAAUAAUGGCAAAACAUAGUCUAACUCGAGUGGUAAAUGAACCAACGCGAAAAUAGGGCCAAUGCCACUCGAUACUUGAUGCGGUAUUUUUAUCAUAUAAGAGCUUUUAUUGCCAAAUCGAUGUAGAAAAUGGAAUAUCGGACCACCAACCAUAGCAGCCACCCUUAGGAUAGAUGAUAAGGGUUUUGCCAAACAUUGUAACACGCACGUGCUAAAUUUUCGAAGGGCAGAUGACACAUCAGUUCUUGAUAAUCUAGAGAUACCUCUUGACACGAUACCACAGGAAAAUGAUGUGCAGCAUGUUUGGACAUAUUUUAAGUCAACAGUUGCAGAUUGUAUAUCGCAGUUUGUACCUGUCAGAUGGAAACGCAUAGAAAACGCAAGCCCGUGGAUAACUAGAACCAUUAUUCACUUGAAAUGCCAACUACGGCACGCCUGGCAGGUGAUGCCAAGAAACCCUGACAUGAUAUCUGUUCUUAGCGCGCAGGUUUGAACUGAAUUAAAGACAGCCAGGGCAACUUUCUUUUCGACUGCCUUGACCAAUUACGUGCUAAACAGUCCGGACAGAUUCUGGGGAUACCCUACUGCUUCAAUAUCAGCAAUAACUGCAGUGCACGUGAAUUAUAGCAUUUACAGCAAGCCAGACCUCAUGGCAAAGGAAUUCAAUAAUUUCUUCUGCUCAGUGUUCUUGCCUGGUCAAAUCGACCCCCCGAUACAGGAAUUACGGGACACCUGUGGAGACGAAAUUCAAAUUUCAAAGGAAGGAGUAUUAAAGCUCCUAUUGAAACUAAAUUGUGAGAUGUCAUCAGGGCCAGAUGACAUACGAAAUGAAUUUCUGAAACGCCAUAGUGACUGAGUUGUAGAAUUCUUAGUACAAAUUUUUAGGGCAUUAUUAGACACUGGUACUUUACCUGAUGACUGGCUAAUGGCCAAGGUAGCGCCGAUAUUCAAAAAAGGAGACAGAUUCAACGUGAAGAAUUACCAUCCUAUUUCUGUUACAUGCACUGUUUGUAAAGUGUUGGAACACGUCCUCUGCCAGUAUAUAAUAGAGAACACGGAAACAAAAAAAAAUAUAUUUUAUGCUAAACAACAUGGAUUUCAUAGGUACCUCUCCACCGUGACCCAGCUGUUUGAGACAGUUGAAUACUUUGUGUUAGCCAUAAACAACAAAGACGACAUAGAUGUCAUAGCCUUUGAUUUUUCUAAGGCAUUUGGUUGCCAUGCAGAACUUGUGCGCAAGCUUUAUGACACUGGUCUUAGUACAAAAAUAGUAUGAUGGGCUCAGGCUUAUUUAAAGAAUCGACAACAGUUCAUAAAAAUUUCUAAUGUGCGGUCGUCAACAUUGCCGGUUACGUCCGGCGUUUCUUAGGGGUCAGUCUUGGGGCUGGCGCUGUUUCUGAUAUACAUUAACGAUAUAGCCAUGAACAUUAGCCCACUGAUCGAAGUAUGACUAUUUGCAGAUGACUGUUUGGUGUUCUGCCGGGUAAAAAGCGCCAUUGACCAAAUUUUAUUGAAUGAGUCAUUGCAGAUUAUUAAUGAAUAUUGUACCUUGCAGGAUACGUAAAUUAACUUAAACAAGUCUGCUUGCAUGACUGUGUCAAAUAAGAAACUACCCUCGCUUUUUUCGUAUGCUAUUGGUGGUGAUAUAAUAAAACGUACAAAAGAAAUGAAAUAUCUUGGAAUAACCAUAAUACACGAUCUAAAAUAUAACUGUCAUGUGGCCAUCACUAGUGGCUCCACACAGUGAAAGCUUGGCUUGUUAAAAAGGAAAUCGAAGUUUGCCAGUUGUGAUGUAAAACUAAGUGCAUACCGGGCAAUUGUUCGCCCUAGUCUAGAGUACGGAAGUAUAGUCCGGGACCCAUACCAUUGAUACCUCAUUAACAAACUAGAAAAAGUACAGCGUCUUGCUGCCAGGUUUAUUUUCUCCUGCUACAAUCGAACGCAAUCAGUUACAGAGUUACUUGAUAGGGCUAACCUUCCGGCACUUGCUGAGUGCUGGAGUGUUGCUAGAUUAAAAUUUAUGUUCCAAUUACAAACGUGAAGCCUAAACGUGCAUCCCAGCCUGUACUUGUGACCUCCUGGCAGAAUAGCACCAAGCAUUAAUCACAGCUAUGCUUUCAUGCCUUAUUCCUCCAGAUUUGAUGUCUGUAAGCAUUCUUUUUUGGUUAAAACAAUUGUUGACUGGAACAUACUUAAUUCCGAGGUUUUUGAAAAUGUUGACUGUGUGGUUUCCUUUGAAAGAAACUUGGAAAUGUUGUUUUACUAAUCGUAAGUGUAUAUAUGCCUUGUAAUUAUAUACGCCUUGCAGAUAAUUAUUGAUUCGUUUUUUUUGUGCAUGCUGCUCUUUUGUUAUAAGAUUGUAUUUCCCACUCUGUAACAGCCCGAAAAGGGCUCACAGUAUGGACAUAUAAACAAAUAAUAAUAAUGUGGACACUCCAGGCGUAUUUCUGUUGUCGGCGCCACCGUGGUGUUCUGUAUAAAGUCUAAGGGCGAUAACAUCAUCCCCAUGUGCUGUAUACUGUAUGUGUGAGUUAAAGCAUGUGACAGUGAGCCAACGAUGGCAGCUCAAUCGCGCACGCAUGGGCAGAAAGUGGGGUGGAAGCAUGUCGUCUACCAUCGCAUGCAGAGCACCGGGAGUAGGGGAGGGAGGGGGAGGGUGUUAUACUUUAGUGGUUGCUGCAUGUGGCUUGGUCGUGUGGGCCCCAUCUUGAAAGUGAUCUAUGAUGGGGAAAGAGUCUAGGUGCACCAACAGCAAAUAGCCUCAUGUGCGUUAUUUUCUUGCCGCUUAUUUGCAUUGAAGCAAGAAGCAGUACGAAGGUCAAUUCGCUCGCUCCUGCUGCAGUGCUUCCUCACUCCCGUGUUUUGAGAGUGAGUUUCUGUGAUCAUCGAGUUAGGUGUAAUGUUUGCUUGUGCACAUGUGACACUAUGCUGGUCAGUUUAGCAAUUGAAUGUUUACGAGUUUACCUGGCCGAUAAAACUGCUAUUCUUACUUCAUAUAGCUGUCUAAUUAUUUUGUAUCACAAUCGAUGCUUUGCUUUUCAGGCGAAACUGCGACUUCCUUUUUUUUCCCUCUCUUGAUGUUAUUGGUCUGGAGCACAGUGUUCCUAAGGUUGUGUAUUUCAUUACUUUGUCACCAAAUAAACUGUUUGAAUGAAUUUGUAAAGAGAGCUAUUUAUGUAUGUAGAGACAAAUACUAUCGAAAAUAAGAUAACAUUGCUUGUCUUGCUUUAAUGAUUAACGUUUUCUUGCACUUCAUUGUAAAAAAAUGUCUAGACCGAUGUGCAAGCGCGACCUGAAUCAGGCUUUAUUGCAAAAGUGCCUGAUAUUGAAUUUAUGUUCAUGCAUGAGUGACUGCAUUUAAGUGAAAAUGUUUUUGCUUUGUCUGAAUAAAGACACCCUCGCAGCACUUUCAGAA